GUCGUCGUCUCGAGUCUUGUGUCGGUGUGAUGACAGUUGGGCUACCUGCGGUGGCAAAGGUGAUGUCAAGAUGACGACUGCGGGCUGUUUCGUGUGCGUGUGUGCGGGGGUGCGAGUGGCUGCUGGGAAACCCGGAAGAAGCGGCGGGCGACUCCAGGACGAAUCCGGGCUGCGGUGGUGGCGGCCGUGGUUGGUGCUGUACCUGAUGCUGACGCCCGCUGUGCUGGCUGAUAAUUUAGAUGUAAUUGAUGGUAAACGUAUUAUUCCAGUAUUGGAUAUGUAA
Gryllus bimaculatus (two-spotted cricket) is the source of this 283-nucleotide messenger RNA. NCBI's taxonomy places the organism in Eukaryota, Metazoa, Arthropoda, Insecta, Orthoptera, Gryllidae. The record is from the annotation of a GenBank genome assembly.